CACCAUGGAUGCUUUUGAAAUAUAUCAACAGAAGUAUAAGCUGAAUGUGGAGCGAAUGAAAAGCAGGAAACUGCCUACACAGCUACCUUCUCAACAAUCAAAGCCACCAGGUGUAGCCAAGACUAGAACAGCGCUGCGCAACAUCACUAAUUCAGAUAUAAACAAAUUCAGAAAACUACCGAUCCAACCCAAACCACAACGAGCCACUACCAAAGAAAUUCUCAGCAAAUUCACCAAAUCUUUGCCUACCAAAGAACAACCAGGAACACUCCUGGUGAAAUCCAUUCAAGCGAAAUUCACAGUCAUAGAACAUCGAGGUUUCAAAGAUCAGUUUCAUGAAGUUGAUAAGGAAGUAGCAAAGGCUAGUCGAGUUGAUCUGGACGAUCCAAUUGUUCGCAGAUGCAUUUCUAAUAUGAAGACCAUUGCCGAUUGGUAUAAAACCCAUAAAGUACAAAAUGAAGUUCCCAAGGGGUUAGUAAAACCAGGAGUAGGUCAUGCUACUGUAAUUGAAAGCGGAAUAGUUACAAAUUUGAAGAAGAGUAUGUACACUCCACCACAAUUGAGAAAGUGUAUAGUUCCAACUCAUCGAAUAAUUGAGAUAUCUUCAGAUGAUAAAUUCAUGGCUGUUUCAAAAGUUGCCGACUUGCAGACUCAAGAAGAGAAAGUAGUACUAUUGAUGAAAGUAAAUACGUUAUUUGAAGUGAAACAAGGUGAUGAGAUAAGUUUAAACAAUAUUAAGUUUAAACAAUUGUUCAAUGGCGAGAGGUUGGAUGUGUACAUAGCUUGGGAAGUUUUUCGAUAAUUAUUUGGAAUUGAUAGAAUUUGAAUGCGCUGGUCGUAUUGUAUCACUUUCUAGCACGGUGAUAGAUAUUUGUCUGUUUUAUAGAAAUAUUUAUAGAAUGACGAUAAAAUGAGUAGUUGCU
Messenger RNA from Spathaspora passalidarum NRRL Y-27907, 923 nucleotides. RefSeq lists its product as uncharacterized. The record is from RefSeq and is a predicted model, not a curated record. NCBI's taxonomy places the organism in Eukaryota, Fungi, Ascomycota, Pichiomycetes, Serinales, Debaryomycetaceae. Bases 5 to 802 code for a protein of 265 amino acids. The transcript has a single exon.